AUGUCUUUCACCAAUCAUGACCAGAUCUUCGCCGAAGCGUUCAACAACGCCAACAACCUCAGUAUCAAACUGCCCGACAUCGACAUCAACAGCAUUAUCCAAGCGAACUACUCAGUGAACCCACCGAGCUUUUCUAUGACCAAAACGCAACUCUGGGACAUGGAAUGUCGCAAAGCAGCUGCACCAGACAAAUAUAUUCCAAAUCAGGUCAGAUCCGCUGAGAAAUUUCCAUCUUUGGUUGACGCCCAUUUCGAGUAUUUCACUCGGAUUAGCGAACAGAAAACCUGGAAGGACCCGUCGACGACUGUCAUGGUAAUCGAAAAUGUUAAAAUCGAUCAUAAAAACCAGGUGGUGACAUUUAUCGGCGCUGAGAAGUUCACGACACCAGAUGAGCGGCAUAUUGUUGCGGGAAGCGGUCAGCCCUUGUUCAAUGUGGAACACGGAGUGGUCGGAGAUGAAGAGAAUCGGCCAUUCAACACGUGGCGAAUUACCCUCUUGGCCAUGGGAGAGGAUGAUCCCAGGAAGUGGAAGGUUCUUACGGCUAUGACUGAGAACAAGUAUCUCCCUGAAUAUGUGGAGAUUUAUAUCAGGGAAGUGUUGGGUGUUUCCUUGCUUAGGAGGGAGGAUUGA
Molecule: messenger RNA, 630 nt
Organism: Penicillium samsonianum
Lineage: Eukaryota; Fungi; Ascomycota; Eurotiomycetes; Eurotiales; Aspergillaceae
Exons: 1
Coding region: 1-630 (209 amino acids)
Source: RefSeq, a predicted model, not a curated record